GGCCCCAGUAGUUGUGCGUCCUCUGCCGAAGAAAUGGUUACGGUGUGCCUCAAGACAGUGUUGGGAUACCUGACUUUAGUCCUUUCAGCCUUUGCUGCACCUUCUCAUGUAGUUGACUACCAUAGUCCAGCCCAUUACUCUUUCGAGUACGGGGUCCACGAUCCCCAGACCGGGGACGUCAAACAGCAAUCGGAGACUCGCAAGGGGGAUGUCGUCAAAGGCCAGUACUCCCUGGUGGAACCUGACGGCAGUGUCCGCACCGUAGACUACACGGCCGACCCCGUCAACGGCUUCAACGCCGUCGUCUCCAAGACCACCGGCGUCCACCCCGUCAAGCCCGUCAAGGUACCGGUGUCCGUCAAACCGGUCGUCAAGUUGGUUCCGGUCCCCGUCAAACCGAAGGUCCCCAUUUACACAGAAGUUUCGUAUGGACCUCCGGAAUAUCUUCAUGAUCACGCCUACGACAGCCACCAUUACGCGUACGACGACGCGGCGAGUUUCUACGACCACGCGCUCAGUUACCCCCACAACGCUCUGGACGUAUAUGGGUUGUCUUAUGGGGAUCCCUACCACGACCUGUACUGAUCUUUACAUCAACGGGAGUGAAACAUUCCGUUGAAGUUUAUCUAAAUACCUUCUGUACAGUUAUUUCUUAACCAGUAAAAUUGUAAAUCUAUAAGAUAUCUUAUAGUUGUGCUGUGCACUAUUUUUCUAUUUUUAGUUGCUAUAUGGUUUAGAUAAAUCAUUGAUUCUGGAUAUUACAAGAAUACUUCUCAUCCUAUUGUAUUAAAAACUCCAAAGACUGAUUUUAUCUGUGUUUAACGACGCUUGUGUGCGCCAAUGACAACUACAAUUGUUUUCUCUUAUUUACUCUUCACAAUAGUCAAAGCUUUAGUAUAUUAAUAGAUAUUUUUCUUUUAAUGAUAUAGUAAGUUUAAAAUAAAAGCGGUAAACAUUACAAAGGUACUUAAAUUGUCUUCAGUGAUUCUCAAGUGAUACCGGUAGUUGUUCUUUAAACUAGCAGAAUUGAAAAACUAGCAAGCUAUAACCAGCUGAGAUUAAAUAUUUUUUAAGUGGAAGUAUCACUAAGCGCAUAACACUCGCUCUCUUUUAUUGUGCUUGGUAAUUUUUAAAUAGCUUAAAAUUAUUAUUAAUAUUAAAACUGCCUUAUUUAUAGAUAUUAAGAUUACUGUCUGAUUAGCUAUAGCCUACAGGGUGUUUGGUAGUUAAUAAAGAUUUUAAGAAAGUAUUAAGCACGCAAAUUAGAAAUAAUGAGAUAUAGCUAUCUAAAUUACGUAUUUUAUCAAAUUUUGCUUGCAAAAUAAAGCCUUAAAAUCUUUUACCCUGACUACCAAACACCCUGUAUAUAUGUUUCACAAGCUUAAUCAAACGAUUUGAACAAAUAUAAAAUAAAAUGUCCAGCAUGUGUUAUUUUUAAUAAAUUAUUACCUAAAUUUAAAAUUUUUUUAAACUCCUUUGAAAUAAACAAUAUUGAUCCGUCCAAA
This is a messenger RNA of Macrosteles quadrilineatus (aster leafhopper), 1505 nucleotides long. RefSeq names its product cuticle protein 7-like. Lineage: Eukaryota; Metazoa; Arthropoda; Insecta; Hemiptera; Cicadellidae. The transcript is spliced from 4 exons. Gene Ontology annotation, cellular component: extracellular matrix. The record is from RefSeq and is a predicted model, not a curated record. The coding region runs from base 34 to 585 and encodes 183 amino acids.